Pararge aegeria (speckled wood butterfly) is the source of this 1013-nucleotide messenger RNA. RefSeq names its product neuropeptides capa receptor-like. Bases 1 to 999 code for a protein of 332 amino acids. The record is from RefSeq and is a predicted model, not a curated record. Gene Ontology annotation, cellular component: membrane. Gene Ontology annotation, biological process: G protein-coupled receptor signaling pathway. Lineage: Eukaryota; Metazoa; Arthropoda; Insecta; Lepidoptera; Nymphalidae. Gene Ontology annotation, molecular function: G protein-coupled receptor activity. The transcript is spliced from 4 exons.
AUGAAUAACCUAACGAACGACUCGGAAUAUGAGAACAAUUUGAUGUUAUGGACAUUGUUUUUAAGAAAGGCAAUGGGGAGCGAUCCAGUUUGGCUGCAAGUAACUAUUUCGACUAUCCUUUUAUCAAUUUUCGUGGUUGGUCUCAUCGGGAACCUUCUGACAUGCAUAGUUAUCUACAACGAUAGAAGCAUGCACACGGCUACUAACUUCUACCUCUUCAACAUGGCUGUAUCAGACUCGGUAGUGUCCUUUGCCAUCUUUCUGGAAGUGUAUUUGUUUUUGGCUGAAUCAUACUUGUUUGGGAAUAUCGCUUGCAAAAUCCAUUUUUUCUUUGUUAUAUUCUUGUGGAAUAAUAGCACUUUGGUCAUGACGGCGUUAGCAAUAGAGCGGUAUGUAGCGAUUUGGUAUCCGUUGAUGCUAAAGUCUUCGCCUCCUUUGAAAAGAGUGAUGAAGGUGAUAACAAUAAUAUGGAUUAUAGCAAUCUUGGAGACGACUCCUGAAGUGUUGACGGUGGAGCUGAUCAGAACAAACCACAUGUCAGUAUGUUUCACAGUACCCAGUCCGGCUGCUAGAGUUGUGAAUGGAGUUUUGGCUCUGGUGACAUUUGUAGUACCCUUGGGGAUCAUACUGUUUGUAUACAUAAUGAUAGCUUUAAAAGUAAACACAACUGAGAAAUCGAAUUCUAACAGAAAGAUAUUCAACCAUAGAGAUAACAGGAGCAAAGUCAAUAAACUUACUGUAGCGAUGACGCUUUCAUUUCUAAUCUGCUGGCUACCAUUCUUUACUUUUCGCAUACUCAUUUUCUCUUUGGAUAUGCGGCAACUAAUGCAAUUGGAUCAGCUUUGGAGCAUCGGCUACAAGACUGUGCUCAUUAAUAGUUGGUUCAGUAUCGUCUUGAACCCGAUACUUUUUAGCCUAAUGUCCACUAAGUUCAGGAAAGCUCUCAAGAUGUUAUGCAAUAGAAAAAUCCUUAUCCAGCAUGAAAUAACGGCAGUGUAACUAGUCAGACGUUG